AUGGAAUUUAAAUUAAGAGCAGCAAAUGAAGGUGAUAUAAAAUCAAUUCAAGAAAUAUAUAGCUUUUAUGUAGAAUUUGAAAUUUGCACAUUUGAAGAGGAAAUACCAUCAGAAGAUGAAAUUUUAAAAAGAUAUAAAAGUAUUACAGGUAAUGGUUAUCCAUAUAUUGUUGCAACCACAAAAAGUGCAGAUGAAAGCAGUGAAACUGUUGUAGGUUACGCAUAUGCAUCUGCUUUUAGACCAAGAAUAGCCUAUAGAUAUACUGUUGAAGAUUCAAUUUAUAUAAGCAAAGAUUAUAAAGGUUUGGGCGUUGGAAAAUUAUUAUUAUCUGAACUUAUAAAGCUUUGCAAAGAAAAAGGUUAUAAACAAAUGGUUGCUGUUAUUGGAGGUUUUGAAAAUGUAGGAUCAAUAGUUUUACACGAAAAAUUAGGUUUCGGAAAUAAAAGUCACCUUAAAGAUGUUGGUUUUAAAUUCGAUAAAUUUAUUGAUACAGUAACAUUACAAUUAGCAUUAUAA
Molecule: messenger RNA, 516 nt
Organism: Dictyostelium purpureum
Lineage: Eukaryota; Evosea; Eumycetozoa; Dictyosteliales; Dictyosteliaceae
Exons: 1
Coding region: 1-516 (171 amino acids)
Molecular function (GO): acyltransferase activity, transferring groups other than amino-acyl groups
Source: RefSeq, a predicted model, not a curated record